UAUAUUUAAGAAUUUUUAAUAAAAAUCUUACCUCAUCUUUGUGACUCAAAAAAAUCGAGAUGCGUGCGCUUUUUAUUUGUACCAUUUUAGGCAUUUGUUUCGCUGUCGUGUCCGCUAUUAAAUGCUACAACUGUGACUCGCUGCACGACCCACGAUGCAAUCAAUAUUUCUCACCGGAGGGCGUUGAACAGGUUGACUGUGAUGAACUUGAAAUGCCGAAAUAUUUGGAAAAAUAUGAACGCCGCCUACCAGCCACAGGAUGCAUGACAAAAAUUCAUGAAGGCGUUGAAGGUUAUCGAUUUUUUAUACGUCGUACCUGUUAUUACGGUGAUAUAGAUAAUACUGAAGAAGCAUGCGAAGCUGAGGAUCCUUAUGUGUUUUUCAGAGACACUUUAUCAUGUGAUGUGUGUAAUGAUGAUCUAUGUAACACAAAUACUGCAACAAAAACAUCCGCUGGUGCAAUGGCUGUGAUUAUUACUAUUUUUGGAACUUAUUUAUUAGGCUUAUAAAAAAUGAACCUCAAAAGAUUUAAAAAUAAUUUUUAAAUUUCUCUACCAAUUAAAAAUGCU
Molecule: messenger RNA, 569 nt
Organism: Teleopsis dalmanni
Lineage: Eukaryota; Metazoa; Arthropoda; Insecta; Diptera; Diopsidae
Exons: 3
Coding region: 60-509 (149 amino acids)
Biological process (GO): positive regulation of voltage-gated potassium channel activity; sleep; regulation of synaptic transmission, cholinergic
Source: RefSeq, a predicted model, not a curated record